CGGCGGGGCAGAGGCCAAGGGUGAGGGGCCGGCCCCGCCCCGCGGCAGCAGCGCCAUGGCGGGUGAGGGCAGCGCGCCCGUGCCGGGGGAUGGCGCCGGCCCGCCCGCCCCGGAGCGGGUGCUCUUCCCGCCCACCUUCAGCGUGUCCGAGAUCAAGAACAAGCAGCGUCGGCACUUCAUGUUCCUUCGCUGGAAGCAGCAGCAGAGGAAGGAGAAGUUGGCGCUGAAGAAGAAGAGGAGGAAGGAGCGAGAGGCUCUCGGAGACAAAGCACCUCCAAAAGCCGUACCAAAGACUAUUGAAAAUCAGCGAGUGUAUGAUGAAACCACUGUAGAUCCCAAUGAUGAAGAGGUUGCUUUUGAUGAAGCAACUGAUGAAUUUGCACCAUACUUCAAUAGACAGACUGUUCCCAAAAUUCUUAUUACAACAUCAGACCGACCUCGUGGGAGAACAGUGAGAUUCUGUGAGCAGCUGGCUACUGUUAUACCCAACUCACACGUCUACUAUCGAAGAGGGCUGGCUUUGAAAAGAAUCAUUCCACAGUGUAUUGCAAGGGACUUCACGGAUUUAAUUGUCAUUAAUGAAGAUCGCAAAAUACCAAAUGGUCUUGUUUUAAGUCACCUGCCUGAUGGUCCAACUGCUCAUUUUAGAAUGAGUAGUGUGCGUUUGCGUAAAGAAAUAAAGCGCAAAGGGAAGGAGCCCACGGAACACGUCCCUGAAGUGAUCCUGAAUAAUUUCACAACACGGCUCGGCCAUUCCAUCGGCCGCAUGUUUGCUGCUCUCUUCCCACACGAUCCUCAGUUCAUUGGAAGACAAGUAGCUACCUUUCACAACCAGAGAGACUACAUCUUUUUCAGAUUCCACAGAUACAUCUUCAAGAGUGAAAAGAAAGUGGGAAUUCAAGAACUUGGGCCACGUUUUACAUUGAAGCUGAGAUCACUUCAGAAAGGAACCUUUGAUUCCAAAUUUGGAGAAUAUGAGUGGAUUCAUAAGCGUCGAGAAAUGGACACAAGUAGAAGAAAAUUCCACUUGUAAGUGAAAUCUGCCAGUUGCUGGUGACUAGGAAUACAGCAGCUGCUUUGAACUACGGAUGAUCUUGGACUAUUAACUAAUGAUAACGAUACUGAACAGUAUCUGUCUGCAGAAAGACAUACAGCAAACAUUAGAACUUUCUACAGCAGCAGAUCAAGUAGGAUGUGCCUCUCUUCCGAUUUGUAGCCAACGUGACAAGGACAGUGACUUUUUCCAGCUUAACAGGAGAAGCUAUGGCCAUGUUUGAGCAACUUGUCAUUUAGCUAUCACUAAGGAUUAACCAGAAGUGCUGCUGUGCUGUAGAAAGAGAUUAUGCUUCACAACAUCACAGACAAUAAAUAUGUUGCUUAAAGAAAUUUUCAGAAUAAAGUAUUUCUAGUUUUACA
This is a messenger RNA of Motacilla alba alba, 1416 nucleotides long. It is a transcript of the gene RPF1, whose product is annotated as ribosome production factor 1 homolog. Lineage: Eukaryota; Metazoa; Chordata; Aves; Passeriformes; Motacillidae. Gene Ontology annotation, biological process: maturation of LSU-rRNA; maturation of 5.8S rRNA. The transcript has 9 exons. The record is from RefSeq and is a predicted model, not a curated record. Gene Ontology annotation, molecular function: rRNA primary transcript binding. The coding region runs from base 56 to 1033 and encodes 325 amino acids. Gene Ontology annotation, cellular component: preribosome, large subunit precursor; nucleolus.